UUUGGAGGGAAAAGUUUCCACUUGAAACCACAACAGUCAGCAUUUUCCAGGCAUUGGUGAAUGCACGAGGCUUGUUUGUGCUUCAUCUGCCUGAGCUGGCACUAAUUCAAGCUGGCCCUUGUAACCUCAGUUAGAUAAGAAGGAGGCUGUGCCAGUCUGCCCUGCUCAGCCUCUUGUUCUCACAGGUUAUAAUGAAAGGAAAGGCAUUUAUUCCCCCUGAUAACUUCCAUUGUUCUUUGAUGUGGAUAGACGAGGAUGCUUUUUAUCCUGGCAGCUAUUUCAAAGAAACCUUCAAUGUUCAUCCUGAGUGGAAUGUUGCUUCAGGCAUUGCUCAAGUUUUCUUUUUUCGGUCUUCUUCUUUUUGUUUUUUUCUGGUGUGUUUCUCAUUCUGGACGCUCUCAUUCAGACGAACAAAGGAUUCCUAGGGUUCAUGCAUUCCAGGAGGCUCUCCUCCCCUUAUUUUGAAAUAUUGAAGUCAAAGAAACUCUAAUCCAUCCACACCCUUAUAGGUGACUGAUGGGAAUUUCACCCGUGACUUUAACAUGAGCAAGGUUAGAAACUAGAAAUACCGAUCACAGACAGCAUGCAACAGUCUAAACACUGCUUCAUCCGAGAUAGAAAUUCAGUUGGUUAUAGAAAUAUGUAGCUUUCCUUCAAUAUUUAUGUCAGAACUUGUGGUGCCCCGAUGUUGAAUUCCUUGAGGGGCUGCUCUCACAUGCAUGGGGCUGAUGAUGAACAUAUUUCAAGUAUCAGGUAUAAAUGUGCCUAUUUUUUCUGUCCUUUACUUAACCCUAUUUCACCAGUCUUUCUUUCUUUCUUUUUCCUUUAUUUAACCAGGUACAGUCUCAUUUAGAUUAAAAUAGAUCUGCCAAGAAGGUGGCAUAAUAAAAACUGUACAAACAACAUGACUUUAACAAACAACAAAAGGACACCUAUAAUGCCUCCUUUGGGUGGAUCUAGAGGUAUGACGUUUUAAAAAGUAUUCAAAUAAAUUUAAAGCAAUGAUAGAAUUAAUAUUUAUCAGAACAGGAACAAAAUCAUGCAUAGCGUGUAUUUAGCAGCAAGCAAUGUAAAGCAUGCCAGAGGAAUUACAUGUGGUUCUACUUCCUGAUUAUAAACUGAUAUAAAAAUGACACGGUUAAAUUGGAGAGAAAGCCCUGAAAGAAUGUAGGGUAGACUGGGUAUUUCUUGGCUCGCUGAGAGAGAGAGGAGACGGGGGGGGGCUUCUUGUGGGCUUAUGGGAGGACAUGUGGAGAAGCAUUCCUCUCAUAGUUUCAGGACACCUCUUCAGCCUGCACAUACGUCAGCUCUGCUUGGAGUGUAUAAAAGGAGAUGGGGACUCCAAAAGAGGGAGAGCAAGCACUUGUCAGCUCACUGCCAGGUCUGGUGUUUGAUUUGGUUUACGCUGGAAAGAUAACUUUAACUUCUGAAGAUGUGGAAAGUCUUUGUCGUUUUGAGCCUCUGCAUUACACUGACACCCCCAGAUGUGCAACGGGAGUCAGUCUAACAUUGGAUGGCUGUGGAUGCUGUAAAGUUUGUGCACGACAACUCUUUGAAGACUGCAGCAAGACAAGGCCAUGUGACCACGCAAAGGGACUGGAGUGCAACUUUGGAGGGGGAUAUGGCUCUGCUAAGGGCAUCUGUCGAGCCAGAUCAGAUGGAAGAACGUGUGAGUACAAUAACAAGAUUUACCAGAACGGGGAAACCUUCCGUCCAAACUGCAAACACCAGUGCACUUGCAUGGACGGUGCUGUUGGAUGCGUCUCCCUCUGCCCACAUGAGCUCACGCUGCCCAAACUGGGCUGUGCCAAGCCCAGGCGGGUCAAGGUACCGGGACAGUGCUGUGAACAACUCAUAUGCCAUGAGGAAGCAAAGACAGAGAGCUCUGUGGUAAAGAAACACAGAAAAAAGCAUAGUAAAGACAAAGACGACCUGACCCACAAGAAUGACUUGGCUCCUGUGUGGACAGGCGAAUCUUUACCUGCUUUCAGGAGUCACCCACUGGGUCACAUGUUGGUCAGAGGAGUCAAGUGUGUGUCUCACACCACAGCUUGGUCACCUUGCUCGAAAUCCUGUGGCACUGGAGUGUCCACCAGGACUAGCAACAGCAACACCAAGUGCAAACUGGUGAAAGAGACUCGGAUCUGUGAAGUCCGCCCGUGCAACAAAAUGACCGUUACAAUAUCAAAGAAAGGUCAGAAAUGCAAACACACAGAAAAGGCCAUCCAUCCAGUUAAACUGUCCCACUCAGGCUGCCGUAGCCUGAAAAAGUUCCAGCCUAGGUACUGUGGGUCCUGCUCAGAUGGGCGAUGCUGCAGGCCUCACCGAACCCAGACGUCACCUGUCCGCUUCCGAUGCACAAAUGGAGAUAUCACAAGCAGGAUGGUGAUGAUGAUUGAGUCUUGCAAGUGUAGCUUUAACUGCUCUGACAAUAAUGAAAAGACAGCUGGCCGCUAUAGACUUUUUAAUGAUAUCCACAAAUUGCAAAUUUAAAGUUCUGAAUUUAAGUGGAAAAGAAGACUUCUUUAAGUGUUGAGUUACCCUGAGGUUGCAGACAUCUGAAGGAUGAAUUUUUUGAACAAUAUUGUUCAUGAUUUUGCUUCAUAACAUUGGAGCCUUGUGGUUUUGCUUCUGUUUGAAGCUUUUUUUUAUGACAGUGAUUUUUAUUUUGUACACUUAACAUAUUUAAGCCUCUCUUGACAAGACAACAUGGAAAUGAUGUUAAAAAUUAUGGCAGCUACUAAAUCAGUCAUUCCACAUGUCGCUGUGUUUCUGUUGAUUUACAGUACUUAUUCAUUUUCUUUAGAAGGAUUAGUUAUUCAUACUUCACUCAAUGUAUUGUUAAUAUUUAAUCAUGUGAUCUUGUAUAGUAAUAUGGGUUUGCCAUCCUCUUGUCUACACUUGUUUGCCUAUGUAAAAUGUUGAAAUAUGACUGAAGGACUAACUGCCAAAUUGUAAGUUUUGUUUUAAUUUUUCACAAAUAAACACAUAAAACACUGCA
Molecule: messenger RNA, 3001 nt
Organism: Micropterus salmoides (largemouth bass)
Lineage: Eukaryota; Metazoa; Chordata; Actinopteri; Centrarchiformes; Centrarchidae
Product: CCN family member 1-like
Exons: 5
Coding region: 1333-2493 (386 amino acids)
Biological process (GO): signal transduction
Cellular component (GO): extracellular region
Molecular function (GO): protein binding
Source: RefSeq, a predicted model, not a curated record